Molecule: messenger RNA, 2625 nt
Organism: Camellia sinensis
Lineage: Eukaryota; Viridiplantae; Streptophyta; Magnoliopsida; Ericales; Theaceae
Product: transmembrane 9 superfamily member 12
Biological process (GO): protein localization to membrane
Cellular component (GO): membrane
Source: RefSeq, a predicted model, not a curated record
AAUAUAUAUCUAUAUAUAUAUAUAGAGAGAGAGAGAGAGAGAGAGAGAGAGGGGCUUACAUAUAUUGCAUUUCUGUCGAUAUUUCUGUAACUCUCGAUCUCGGUACGAACUGAGUCGAAUUGAGCAUGACUGUUUCCGAGUCACCAGAUCUACCAUUGAUUGAUGUUGAAUAAGCCUGAGUUUGUAGUUUACAUCAAGAAUAGCUUCAGGGAUCUGCUCCAAGUUCCUUUUUCAAACACAAUGGCUUAUUCAUUGAUCUUGAAAAGAACAUAUUGGGUGGCCUUCAUCUAUAUGGUUCUUACUUUGCAUGCCUGCAAUGGGUUUUAUCUGCCAGGAAGCUACAUGCACACGUAUUCAACUGGUGAAGAAAUAUAUGCCAAAGUUAAUUCAUUGACCUCUAUUGAAACUGAGCUUCCCUUCAGUUAUUACAGUCUCCCUUACUGCAAACCCCUUAAAAUAAAGAAAAGUGCUGAGAAUCUUGGAGAACUACUUAUGGGAGACCAGAUUGACAACUCUCCCUACCGUUUUCGAAUGAACGUCAAUGAAACUGUAUUUCUCUGCACUACAAGUCCGUUAAGUGAGCACGAUGUAAAGCUUUUGAAACAGAGAACUCGUGAUCUGUAUCAAGUAAAUAUGAUUUUGGAUAACUUGCCUGCCAUGAGGUAUGCCCAACAAAAUGGAAUGAAAAUUCAAUGGACUGGGUUUCCUGUUGGGUAUACACCUCCCAGUAGUAAAGAAGAUUACAUCAUCAAUCACCUCAAGUUCAAAGUUCUGGUUCAUGAGUAUGAAGCGACUGGUGUGCAGAUAAUUGGUACUGGAGAAGAGGGUAUGGGUGUAAUUUCAGAAGCUGAUAAGAAAAAGGCUUCUGGAUAUGAGAUAGUUGGUUUUGAGGUUGUCCCUUGCAGUGUCAAAUAUGACCUCGAUAAAAUGUCAAAACUUCAUAUGUAUGAUAAUAUCACUACUGUGACCUGCCCGGUGGAGCUUGACAAGGCUCAGAUAAUAAAGGAGCAAGAGAGGGUAUCAUUCACUUAUGAGGUCGAAUUUGUGAAGAGCGACAUUCGAUGGCCAUCCAGAUGGGAUGCUUACCUGAAGAUGGAAGGUUCCCGUGUCCACUGGUUCUCCAUCCUAAACUCACUAAUGGUGAUUUUUUUCUUAGCUGGUAUUGUUUUUGUUAUAUUUUUACGGACGGUGAGAAGGGAUUUGACAAGGUAUGAGGAAUUGGACAAGGAAGCCCAAGCACAAAUGAAUGAAGAGCUUUCAGGGUGGAAGCUUGUUGUUGGGGAUGUGUUCAGAGAACCAAAUCACUCGAAGCUACUCUGUGUGAUGGUUGGAGAUGGGGUUCAAAUUACAGGGAUGGCUGUUGUGACUAUUGUAUUUGCUGCCUUAGGUUUCAUGUCACCAGCCUCUCGAGGAAUGUUAUUGACUGGUAUGAUAAUUCUUUAUCUUUUCUUGGGGACUGCCUCUGGUUAUGCCGGUGUACGCCUAUGGAGUACGAUCAAGGGGACUUCACAUGGUUGGAGGUCGGUUUGCUGGUCCGUGGCAUGCUUUUUCCCUGGAAUUGUUUUUGUUAUUCUCACCAUAUUGAAUUUUAUUCUCUGGGGCAGCAAUAGUACCGGUGCUAUUCCCAUUUCCCUGUAUUUUAUCCUGCUAUCGCUCUGGUUCUGCAUUUCAGUGCCGCUCACCCUUUUGGGAGGAUUCUUAGGAACGCGAGCAGAGCCUAUUCAAUACCCGGUACGAACUAACCAAAUCCCGAGAGAAAUCCCUGCUCGCAAAUACCCAUCGUGGCUUCUUGUUUUGGGGGCUGGGACUCUUCCAUUUGGAACUCUCUUCAUUGAACUUUUCUUCAUCCUUUCUAGCAUCUGGCUCGGGAGGUUCUAUUAUGUCUUUGGAUUUUUGCUCGUUGUCCUUUUAUUGUUGGUUACUGUAUGUGCUGAAGUUUCUGUAGUCCUCACCUACAUGCAUCUCUGUGUUGAGGAUUGGCAGUGGUGGUGGAAAGCGUUCUAUUCAUCGGGUUCUGUUGCUCUUUACGUGUUCCUCUACUCCAUCAAUUACCUGGUUUUUGAUCUUCAGAGUUUGAGCGGGCCCAUUUCAGCUACCCUUUAUCUGGGCUAUUCACUGAUCAUAGCAGUUGCAAUUAUGCUGUCCACCGGCACUAUUGGCUUCCUUACAUCCUUCUACUUUGUCCAUUACCUUUUCUCAUCGGUGAAGAUUGAUUGAAAAGCUACAUUUUCUAAUCCUCAUUGGCCGGUUAAAGUAUUUUGGUGCACAGGGAGAGGGAUAAAUCCAACUUUUUGCUUUCGCUAAAUUUGCCUUCGCUACACAGGAUCAUGUUUCGACUUUCAUAAAUCGACAGCCAUAUUUUCUCUGCUUCCCGACGUUACAAGUUUCAAUUAGUAUUGAACUUUCGGUUUAGCUAUCUCAUUAUCAUUGUAUUCUGCAGUUCCCUUUUGUUUUUCUCAUUUUCAUGCUAUUGGUAACUAGUUGUAAUUGAUUGAACUUUCAUCCUUGUAUUCUCUUUUUGAUAUUAUCAGUGAGGCGAAACAGGUAGGUUAAAUUGCAAUUGUUAUUUUAUUGACUGGUUUGGCUUUGAUAAAUCACUAUUGAACCCUAUCUUGUAUUCCGAAA